Molecule: messenger RNA, 20929 nt
Organism: Vicugna pacos (alpaca)
Lineage: Eukaryota; Metazoa; Chordata; Mammalia; Artiodactyla; Camelidae
Source: RefSeq, a predicted model, not a curated record
AUGGAGCUGUACCUCAGCGCCUGCUCCAAGGCUGCCAACGUCGCCGCCAGCAAGACGGCCUCCAGCGGCCUCGCCGAGGACAGCCAGCAGUGCGGAGACGGCGUGCAAAAAACCCACCUUCCGGGGGUCGGAGCGGCUCAACUACUGGAUCUGCCUCUUGGGGUCAAGCUGCCUCUGAUCCCAGGAAGCAAUACUUUAUUCUAUACUACGAAAUUAAGUGAAAAGCUUUUUCGACCUUCUUAUGGUUUUAACCUGACUGAUCCUUACUGUCACCUUUUGGAAAACCAAUAUAAAAGUCUCCAUGAUCCACACUUAAGAGCCUACCAUAAGCGUAAAGAUAUCCUGAGGAGAUUAAAGAAAGGUGGCUACAUUACCAGCAAUAAUAAAAUUGUAUGUACCUUGAGGGAAUUGAAUAAGUACAGGCAAUAUCUUACCAGUUUAAAAUUAGACUUUGAAAGAAACUAUAUAAGAGAACAAAAAAUGCUUUCAAAACAAGUGAAUAAACUGCAGGAAAAUAGUCAAAUACCUGGACAUUCUAAUGUUGCACAGUUUCAAAACUGGUUGUUGCAAGAAGGCACCCAGUCUGUUAAGGACCAGGAACGAUUAAUAAGGCAGAGAUAUUUGAAUAUGGUAAGUAGGGAAUUAGAACAACUUGAGCGCACAGCAGAAGAGCAACGUCUACUCCGGUUGGAUAGAGAAGAAAGAAGACAGCGGGAAUACACAAGAAGAAAACUUAACCUCCGUAGAAAAAUUGAAGAGGAAUGGAAGACAAAAGAGAUGUUACUCCUGAUGAGGAUCGGAGAAGAUGUUAAAAGAGAAGCUAGGAUAGAGGAACAGCGGCGUAGAAGCAGAGAAGAGAGUGACAGAAAGAAACAAGCCCUUCUAGAGAAAAAAAUGGCUUAUCAUUUACAAAAAAUGCAAGACAAUGGCAUUAAAAGAGAAGAGAUGAGGAAAAAUAUAGUUGAUUACAAAGAACAAGAUGGACCACAUUAUGAAGCUUAUUAUUCUCCAAAGAAGAAAAAGAAGAUUUCUGAUGACAUAAAGUUAGUUUACUCUGCUGGUGACCAGAAAACAAGCAAGGGAGCAUAUGGAUCCUCAGUAAACACUAUCCAUCAAUCUCCGAGUAGUUCUAAGAAUGUUGAUAAAAAGUCAGCACCUUCUAGUGCUUGUCAUCCAGAUGUACAAGAUAAUGAUACUGAACAAAAGCUCUGUAGAGAGAACAUGGAUCAGUUCUACCCAUUAAUGUUGACUGUUGUUCCAGAAAUAUUAUCUUCUCAUCUAUGUAAAAGUAUCUCUUUUUUUUCUCCAGGAGAUGUAUGUAUCUCAGCUCAAAAUUCAGUUAUUUCAGCUCAGAAUUCACCUACAAGAAAUUUUCCCAGACUGUCACACUCUUCAGUGGAUCCUCCAAAAAAUGAGAAGGAGAUAAACGCUGAUUGGAACAGAAAACCAAAGAGACCAAGCAACCUCUGUGAAUCAGGACCUCAGGCUCCUGCCACAGCCCAGGGUAUUUUCCCUUCUCGUGUUUUCUCAAAUAUACAACAGAACGUCCUACAAACUUGCUCGCAAGAAAAAGUAACGUCUGAAGAACUGAAUAGCAUAAUUCAGAAUAUAAUGACCUGGGUUGUGGCUACAGUGACCAGUAUAUUGUACCCAGCCAUCACCAAGUAUGAAGAAAGGUUGCAAAGUAAAGCAUACCCAGUGUCAGAUGACUCCAUCCUCUCUUCAGACAGUUCGAGUUUCUGCAGCACAUGCAGUGAAGAGUUCACAUAUGGAAGCUACACGUCUGCAGCAACUAAAACACUCCAGAGAGAGCCCUGCACAUGUGCCGUUGACAUAUCAGUAAGGCGACCAGCCACACCUUUAAAACCACCAUCUGCCAAUGUGGAAAGAACAGUUGUGGGAAAAACAUAUCACGUGAAAGGACAACCUGUAACAUCUGAACUCAAAUAUAAUAAAACCAGCACAAUAUCUACUUACCCUAAGCUCAGAAGUUGUAAAUCUGAUAGUCACCUAGCAUCAUUUGAAACAGGCACAAAAAAACUGAAGGAUGCUACCACUGAAACAAAUGGCUUAGAGAGUCCAUUGCUUUCUGAUCAAAAAGCAAAAACCGUGAAUGAAAUGAAGAAUUUGGAAAAUGUUUUUGUUAACUUUAAGUGUCACUUAAAGGGGGAAACUGAAUUGAUUUUGGAAAGCAUUUUUCAAGAAAUAAUAUCUGAUUUAACACAGGCCAUUCCUUCUAUUUCUUCCGUUACUGCCGAAGUUUUUGUUGACCAAAGUAAGCCUGAAAAAGGAGACUUGGUCUCCAAUGUUGAUAUCUGCUCAGUAGCUUCAGAAAUCGUGGAAAAUAUGCUUGAGAAGCUACAGUCUGCAGUCGAGAAAAAACGUGUCCAGAUGUUUUCACAAGAAGAUUUGUCAGUCAACAUUAAACCAGGCUUAACACCCAGUGGAGAAUCUCUCAUUCCAUCAAAUGGAAAAGUUUUAACAGCCUCACUGCCUUACACUGUGGAACCCAUGUGUGAUAUUGCAGAGGAUAUGGUGCAUGCCAUUUUAGAAAAACUGAUGACUCUUGCAUCUUACAAACAAAAUGAACUUCCUCAUCUUGAAGAUGCAACUAAACUUUCCCAUCAGCAAAAUAUGACAGACCCAAGAUGUAUGUUCCUUAAAAAAAUCAACAAAGAGAAAUGUAAUCCUGAACCUGAUGCAACUAAUUUAACUGUUAAAGAAGAAAUACAAAAUUUAAUUUCAGAUAUUUUUUCCCAGUCCUCUUUAGCUGGCUACAUAGAGGAAGCAGUCAGCACCAUACUAGGAUAUGUACAAACUGAACUUAAUAAUGAGAGACUUAUUGCAUCUGACGAAACAGUAAUACUCCUUCAGCUACUCGACGAUAUCUUCACUCAGCUACACCAGAAACAAGUAAAAGUAGAUGAUCAAAAAUGUAGACACUCUAGACUGAGAAAUCCUUCUGAAACUGAAGAAAAGUACAGACUCACUGGCACUAGAUUAUCGACUGGCUCUAGGUCUGGAAGGCCACUCCCACCUAUUAAUGUUCCCGGCAUGGUCCUUUAUUCUGAAGAUGAUAAUGAAGAAAUAGAUAAAAUAGUGGAAAAUGUGCUUGCUUCUUCUUUCAAAGAUGAACAAGCAAAAUCACAAGAACACAUUCCUGCGCAUUGGUUUACCAAAGGUGACACUUGUCUUGAAUACAAAAGAAAUAGCAAACUGCCUACAAAGCCCACUUCUCCGAGAAGCAAAGUUGCAUUCUGUGAUCAGAGGUUAAAGGCUGAGCUACCAUCUUUUAAGAAUAAAGAAAUGUUAAAAGAAAAGCCCUGUUUGAAUAAAGAAAUUUUGUUCAGCCAAGAUCAAAAGUAUCAAAUACAAAAGGCUUCAGAAAACAUAGUUAAAAGUAUUUUAACAGAAAUGCUCAAGGACAUACCUUCUGUUCAUCCUGGUCACUUAGACAGUAAAACUGACAAUGAAGCUUCAGUUCCUGUUUCAGAAAAAACUCAAGGACUAUCGCAUCAAGAAUGGAUGGCCCAGAUGUUUUCUGUGUCAGAAAUUAGUACAGUGGCUCAAGAAAUAACAGAUGCUGUGUUAAAUAUACUUCAUAAGGCAAGCUGCUUUCCCAGUACCACCAAAAGUUCCAUUUCAUCAUCAGUUCAUCAAAAUAUUCUCGACAGUUCUGACACUCUCCAUCUGGUCAAAGCAGCACCAAAUAAAAAGCCCCUAAAAAUAUGGUUUGGCAGUGAAAAGAAAAUGAAAUAUUUAUCUUCACUUGAUGUAGAUCCUACAAAGCCUUCCCUGUUACAAUCUGAAGAAACUCAACCUAAACCUGUAGGUGACGUUAUUGGUAAGAUCAUUGAUACAGUUUUUAAAAGGCUGAAGUUACUAGUUUGUCCAAAAUUGCAAGUGGGCUAUAAACCUUCAUCUACAGGUCGGUCUUCAUUACAAUCUGAACUUAGUACUUACACAACAAAAGUAGUAAACAUUGUUUUGCAUGCUAUCCAGAAUGAACUGAAAUGCAAUAAGAAAAACCUAGAUCUUAGGGAAACAGACCACACCAAAUCCCUUACAGAAAAAGGAUUUUUUGCUGACACUGAUGAAUUAGAAUCUGUUGCCUCAAAUCUAAAUGAUGACAUUAUGGCAUAUCCAUUAUUAACUUGUAUUUGUGAAAUGUUAUCAAGUGGACGUUCAGAUCAAAGUGAUAUUUCACUCCCUUCAGAUAAUCCAGAGCCUACAACUUCAUAUGGAUCUGACAAUGUUGAUAAACAGAACAUUUUGCCAAGUAGGCAGGAUAAAAAAUCUUUUUACAAAUAUUUAUCUACUCCAUGUGCUCUCCAUAGUGUCUUUAAUGGAGAAGAUCCCAAAGAGAAUUCCAGACUGCAGGUGUUAGACAGCAUUGGGGAAACACUGUAUGAAAUGUUAUGCAAGCUAAUAGGAGCCCCCUCUCACUGUCAGCCAUCUGGUAGUCAGCUAAACGAAGAGAAGAUCAUGGAGCAUCAGCAAACAGCCACUGAACUGCAGUCUAAUAUUCAGCUCAUUUCUGCAACAAUUUUGGAAUAUAUCCUUACAAAAUUAUGUAAUGUUGACAUGGAUACUAGUGUUGUAAGUUCUGGAGUUAAAGCUGUCUCAGAGUCUCUUGAUAUUGACAGCCUAUCAUUUGCUUCAAUUAUUGAGGAAAUGACCAAAUGCACUGACAUAAUCUCCAGCAUAAUUUCCAGGAUGGUUCAGAAGGAUAAUAAAGAGAUGACCAAAAGCAAGGAAAAAACUAUAGUGUCUGUGUCUUCCAGAACAGGGCGUACAAAAGAAGUACAUUCAAAUAAACUGAAAGCUGUGGCUUCAGAUAUUCUUAAUACGGUUUUUGCUAAACUGGAAGGGUUUGCCAGUGGAAGUUUAGAAACUAUGGUUUCCAUUAAUGAUGGAAAUGAAAAAAGCAGUAAGAUGGACUUGGCAUGUGAAAGUCCCCGUGUUUUCGCAGACACACUUCAGUCUGCUUUAUACAUGCAGGCAAAGAAGGUAUCAAGUACUAUUUUGAAAGCUAUUCAAACAGAAUUAAAUAUGAACUCUUUAGAUUUGAAGACAAGGGUAAAAACCACACCACCUGAGAAACAAACACUUAAAAAUAUAAUCAAUUUAAUUUUAGAUGGACUAUCCUCAGAUAUGUUUAAUGAAACUGAAUCUGAAGAGAGAGGCCCUGAAACUUACCGGUACAGGCCAACCUAUGGAAAUUUUCUUCCUGGCGGAGCUGAAUCAGAUUCAUUUCUAGAAGAUACUGCAAAUACAGAGAAAGAAUUCACUGGAGAGAGAACACCACUAAGAGAAGAAACUAAAUCAGAUUCUCUUCAACAAUGGGUUCUAGAAAGGACUUUAAACAAAAUUGAAGUGAAACUCAAAGAACCACAGAAAUCUCCAGUCAUUCCCAUUAUAAGAAACAUUUUGAAUGAAAUUUUUCAAAGUGCUUUGGUCAGUCAGUUAAAUGUGCUCUCUCUCUCCUAUUCAGGUGGCAUCCCUCAGACUGUCGAUGGGCCAGUUGCUCAAACAUCUGUUCAAUGUAUAGAUAAAAUGAUGGGUCCUUUCGUGUCUGAAGCAGACGUAACUGUAGUGACAGAUGAUGUUGUUAGAACUGUGUUUCAUAAACUUUAUUCAGUGACUAUGACAGAGAGAAAUGCAAGUGAAAGUAGGUAUAAAACCAUCACCUUUUCAGCAGAUGUUUCUUUUCAUGACCACAGCUUCGGAGGAGGAAAGCCUUCCAUUACAGUGCCGGACAAGAAUCCAUCCACUCUUCAGUCCAAAUUCAGUGCUGACAAACAGGCUAAAGUAAACAUAGUUGAAGAUAUUGUACAGGCAAUAUUAACAAAUUUAGAAGCUUUUGCUACUUCUAAAGUAAACUCUCUCUUUUUUCCCCAAAUAAACUUCACAGUUCCAGUGGCUUUCCCUAUUCAGCAGGAUAAGAGUACAGUAAGCAAAGCAUUUUCAGCCAAAGAUUUGUAUUCUGAUGAUCAAUUUUCCUGUUGCUCAGUGUAUCAUAUUAUGUCAGAAAAGACCAACUCAUCAUGUCAACUCUCUCUGAAUAAACUGAAUACAUAUGCAACAGAAGUGGCCAGAAAAGUUUUACAAGGAAUCAAACAUGAAUUAGAUAAAGAGAGGGAAAAUCCUUUCUUAACUAGUAACAUUGUGGUUUCUGAAAGUAUUGCAAGUCAGAUUGUUAACACAGUGUUAGAUAUUAUAUCAUCUAAAGGAAAAUGUGACGACAACAAUUCUGGCAAAGAGACUGAUUCAGAUCAGCAAGAAGGUAUUGAAAAGCUGUUUAGUAAGACUGCAUAUCGACAGGCACUUCAGUUUCAAAUACAGGAUACCAUUGAAAGUAUCUUAUGUGAUAUUUAUGAAAAGACACUGUAUCAAAAUAAUCUCUCAUUUGCCACGCCUACUUUGAAAUGUAGCAUAGUUGGUAAACAUUCCAGAGCAAAUUCUGAAAUGUCCAUUGAGGGUGAAAAUCAGCUUCUUCCAAAACAUUCAGUUCCUAAAUCAGAUGUUACUUUGAUAUCCAAUGACAUGGUGGAUAUUGUUCUUCAUAAUCUCAGUUCUCCAGUCAUACUUGGCAUAAAUGCAAAAGAUUCUACUUCUGCAAGAUUGCCCUUAACCUUUUGUGAUAUGUUUCCAAAAGCAGUGUGUCAACAGCCUCUUUUUAUGGGUUCAAAAAGUGAAAGAAAAACAGAGUAUUUUCCAUCUUCAAAAAAUCUGAAAUCAGCUUAUGCUAAUGAUAGUCAGAUAACUGUAGGAGAGAGAGGAGACACCAAGAAAUCUGUUCCUGACUCAUGUGAGGAAAAUGCUGACUUUAUUACUAAAACUAUUUUCAAUCGGUUAGAAUCAUUUGCCACAGAAAGAAUAGAUUCGUUAAUUAAUCUCACUUUCCAGACUAAAGAAAAGUCACUUAUGAGCCCGGAACUGGAAAACUGUAAACAAGAUGACAGCAUCUUUCAUGAAUCAAGCCAGGGGGAAUCAAAUGUGAAUAUUCUGAAAAUAUCAACUGAAACUAUUCUCGGCCAAGAGCUCACAGGUUCCACUUUUGCCAGUUACAGAGAAAAACUUGGAUCCAUAAUUCACCUAUCACAAUCUAGUCUUAAGGAAUAUGCUGAUUUCAUUGCCAGUGCCAUUUUGAAGCUUAUUAAAAAUGACUUAGACCUUGAAAUCCAAAAGAUGCAUCCACAUCCAAACAACAUUUCAUUCCAAGAAAACAUCACUGUGAGUGAAAAUGUCAGCAGUAUCUUAAAGAUUUUAUAUGAUAAAAGAUCUUUAAAGGAAAUUAGUUUUUACUCAAAAGACAAUCCUAACUUACUUUCACAACUAACUGUAUCAAAUGAAGUAUCUCUGGGACAAAGAGAUAAGGAAAAAACAGACAAACUACAUCUGUUUUCAGAGUAUCUAUUAGAGCAAAACCAAAUGGCUUUGGAAACAGAAAGCCAGGUAAUUGUUUUGGAAGAAAUAUUUAUGAGAAAUGAAGAAUCAAAACAAAAAGAAAGAACUGCAUUAUUCAGUGCAGUGGAAGAAGUUUUAAAUAAAGUGCAUCAAAGAAUAAUGAAAAUCAUAGGCUAUUUGCCUUCAUUUAAAGCAAUCCCUCACUUUAUAUCUAAUUCUAAAAUUAAAACAUCAGCUAUAACACAAAAAAAUUUCUCUCAGUCACAUAUUAAUAGGGUAGCGAAUGACAUAAUUGAAAGUGUUUUGGAGAAAAUGUACUCUGUAGUUGUGACAACAUUACAGGAAUGUAAUAAAGUAGAAGCAGAUGACAAAAAUAUCUUACCCAAGAAACCAUCAUGCAUCAGAGAAACUAAACAAGCAGGAAUAGGAAGUAAUCUCACUAGAUAUGUGCUACCACAGGUUUAUCCCUAUGCAGGCAAUCAAAAUGUUUCUGUAUCUUUUUUACAAUAUUCACCACUGCAAAUGGGUAAGGAUUUAGUCCAAGUUGUUCUCAGUAAGAUCACAAAUUUUGCCUCACUUUAUCUAGAAGAGACGCUUUCUAAAGUGAGCCCUAAGGGGAGUCCUAAGCCGAGUUUUAAAACGAAUUUAAAAGCAAGAUCGAAAGUUACUCCUUUGCCUAAAUUUAGAACAAAACCACACGUAGAAACUAGUCAUGCUAAGACCAAAAGCAAGACCAAAUUAGGUCCUGGAGAGAAGACUCCAAAAGAGAGCUCGUCCAAGACUGCCAUUGGGCUGCCACAAAUCCUGUCAAUGGGAGAUGCCAAAAACUUACUGGAAACAAAAUUACCUGCUUCAGAACUAAAAAUGUAUGCCAAGGAUAUAAUAAGUAAUAUCCUGAAAACAACUGCAAAAGAAUUUGAAAAGGUGAAGCAAGCUAGAGAAACGGUAAACGCUAAAGCUUUACCAACUGAUCAAAUCAUGGCAGCAAAUAAAAUAGUUAAUACAGUUUUGCAAGGAUUAAAUGCUACAAAUAACCACAGUUUGGCUAAUCCGAUCAAAUUCUCACAUCUGGAUGAUCCCAAACUUUCACAGGGGACUAUAGAUGCAGGGUCUCUUGCCAAACCACAAGCAUGUUUUUACUUGGAAAAUGUUUCUUCACAGUUAGAACAGAUUUUUCCUAAAGAAGGUAUAUUUAAGAAAAUGUUUGACAAAUGGCAAGCAGAAUCAAAUGGCAUGGAAAAUGAAAAAUGUAAGCUAUUGAUGAUAGCUGAAAAUGUUUUCACUGAAGUUUCAAUAAAGGCAAAAGAAUUAGAAUAUUCUCUUUCACUUUUAGAUUUGCCACAUCUUGAGGAUUGUGAAAGCAGGCUUCAUAGUUAUUUUAAAGGAGCUUCUUCUAGAGCUGAAGACACCAAAGCACAAAUUAAUAUGUUUGGAAGGGAAAUUGUUGAAAUGCUGUUUGAAAAAUUACAGCUGUGCUUUCUGUCCCAGAUGCCCACCACACACAGUAAAGAAACUCUAGAAUGUAGGAAAGAACACAUUACUACUAAAAGUAAACAUGGCUUUCCAACCAAGGACAUCCUCAGCAGUGUACCAUUAUAUAACACUAAGAUAAAAGACCAAAUUUCUUUUGACUCUAGCAACCAAAUUGUUCGAGAAAUUGUAGAAAGGGUUUUAAAUGUGUUAGAGUCAUUUGUAGACUUACAGUUUAAACAUAUCUCUAAAUACGAGUUUUCUGAAAUAGUGAAAAUGCCUAUAGAAAACCUUUUUCCUAUCCAACAGAGACUAUUAAGCAAAAAUAUCUUGCCAAAAUUACAACCACUAAAAAAAUUUUCUGAUGAAUCCAAGUCAAGUACUGUUACUUCCAAGGAAAAUGUACAGAAUACCCUUCUACAGAUUCAUUCAUUCCAUUCAGAAUUACUUACAUAUGCUGUUAACAUUGUCAGUGACAUGCUUGAUAUAAUUAAAAACAAGUUAGACAAAGAAAUAAGCCAAGCAGAGCCAUCUUCAACUAGCAUAUUGAAAGAGAACAUGGCAGCAAGUGAGAUCAUUGGAACACUGAUGGACCAGUGUACUCAUUUCAGUGAGUCUCUGAUCAAAAACCUUCCAAAGGAAAGUUUGUUCCAAGGAGUAGAAAAUACCUACAUUGUUAAUCAGGUUGAAUUAGCCACUAAUGUGAAAACACCCAUGUCAAAGUCAAAGGAAGCAAGUUUUACAAAUAAUUCUCCACAGAUCACUGUACCUGGUUUGGACUUCUAUUCAGAGGAAGAGAUGAAAAAAAAGUAUAAGUCUUCAUCAAAUUUACCUUCAUAUGCCAGAGCCCCUGUGGAAGACACAAUUAAAAGCUCAGAGCCAAUGGAAAGGUCUGCUGCAGAAAAUACACCAUCAUGCUCUAGAAACAAAGUACAAGACUAUAACCCAAGGGAAUCUGACUUUGGCUAUUUUGACCAAGCUAUGAAAGGAAACAGCUCCCUCCCUGAAGGCACUGUCUUGCAAAAACUGUUAAAGAAAGAAAAUGAAUCCACAGAAGCAGCAUUAAAGCAAGUCAUGUCAUUCAUAGAAAUGAGAAAAGGUGCAAAUCCAAGAGUAUUUCAUUAUGAGAUCCCCAAACCAGUUGUUGAGCCAAACCAAAUUCAGACAACUGUUUCUCCACUCAAAAUAUGUUUAGCUGCAGAAAAUAUUGUCAAUACUGUUCUGUCAAGCUAUGGCUUUCCAGGUCAACCACACUUUAAUGAAAGCAUGGAAACAAUGAAACCAUUUUUCAUAUCAAGGCAAAACCCUUUGUCUGUAACAUCUGGAGGACAAAAGAGUGAGGAGAAAAGUUUGCUUAGAAUGUGGGAUAAAAGAAUCAGCUAUAUACCUGAAGAAGAAUACAAACAAACUGAAGCCAGUAGAGGAUAUAUUUCUUUAUUGCAAAAGUGGGAAAGUAAGAAUUAUCCUACGUUAAAGACUCUGAAGGAAGUUGAAGUCAUUGCUUUUGCUGAUCAUGAACUGGGUCCAAAUGAAAUUCACCUGGUAGCAAGACACGUCACCACAUCUGUGGUCAUGUAUUUCAAGAACUUUGAAACUAGAGUUUCCAGGGAGGAGAAGGUGUCUAUUGUUUCCACACUGUCAAGGAAAAAAUAUGAAUCAAAACAGCCUCUAAGAAGCAUAUGCAGUGAUUCUUCCCUUUAUCAAUUUUGUGAACAUCUCACUGAGUCUGUUAUUUGCCAUUUAAUUUCAAGCAUUCCUGAUAGUACCAAAGAUAGCCAAGAAAAAGAGAAAGCAUGGGAAAGACAAAAUGCAGCAUUUAACAUGAUUAUUUCAAUUGAUUCUCAAGUGUCUGAGAGUAAGUCGAUUUCUAUUGGCGAACUUGCUUUAAGUAUUUCUGAAACCAUUACUGAAAUCCUUUUAAAUAGUAACAUCAUAAAGGCUGACACUGCACAGCAAAUGUUUUCAUUAAAAAAGAAGUACAUUUACUGCCCAGGAGUAGCUUCUGCAGAUUUUGAUGAUCUCUUUCAGGAUCUCUUAAUAGGAGUGAUUCAUAUAUUGUCCAAGGAAAUAGGGUUAAAUCAUCACAUUGAAAAUAGUGGAAGAAAUAUACCAUUCCCCAUGCUUAGAAGCAAUCAUGUGCCCAUUUGUGACCAAAAAAAUACCAUGCAAAGACAGAAAGCUUCCAGAGAACAGGAAUCAUCUAUUCACCAAAUUGAACAUCUCAUUCAAAAAAAUAAAUUAAAUUAUCUGGCAUAUAAAUUAGAUAGUCUGGCUCAUAGCCUAAAAACUCAUGAAUCCAAAGAAGUAGUCAACAAAGUUUUUAAUAUUGUUUUGGACUUAUUUUUACCAGAUGAACACUCAGGUGAGGCUAUGGAUUGUGAUAAAAAAGCAAAAACAUUUUUCUCAUCAUCAAAUGACUGGCAAAAAAAUAGUAUACUUGGAAAUAACUUAGGGCUUACCCCCAAAUCAGUUUUUCUACUCAAUAUUGUAUGUGAGAAACUUAUUAGAACACUUUUGGAAAAAUGCACAAACUCUGUCUUUCUUGAUAAUAGCCCUUUUUCUGAAGAAAUAUCAGCAGGAGAAUGUCAACUUUUCAAAAUACUUCAAAGUGUAGAAGAUGAAAAAUUUGAUUAUUGUAAGGGAGUGAUGGACUGUGAACAAUUUCAAGGAGAUUAUGUGUUGGACAUUUUGGAAAAUAUGGCAGAAAUGGAUCAAGAUUUAUUGUCAUCAGAUUCUAUGCUUACUAUUAUUUCCCAUAGAUUGGUUAAAUCACUGAUGGACAAGCUAUGUCACAGUGUACAACUCCCUCAAAGUCCACCUUUUGAAAACAAGCAUUUGAAGCAUAGAACAAGAGAAAUACAGUCUAGUUUCUUGAAAGCAAAAAGACCAGAAUUAACAGGAUUAGGACAAGGUCAAGAUUCUUUAGGACUCAUGAGUUACGGCAAUGCUUUGACAGCAUCCCUGAAUAAUCCCAGUAUAGUUAGCUCCAGAAUACAAGCACCGUUUGGCAAGAAAUACUCAGUAACUCCCUCUAAUGUGUCACCUUUUAAAAGACAGGGAAUGAAGGAUAUGGAUACAAUAGCCACCCAUAAUAAGCUUUAUCCAGGAGAUAUGAAUACAGGUGUUUAUUCAGCCACAUUUUUGGAGGAAAUAAUUUCAGAACUGUUUUUUAAUCUCUCGACUUCACUGUGGGUCAAAAAUGAAAACAUUUCUGAGGCCCAGCUCAAUGAGUUGAAUGCAUUAUUUGUCAACAGUGUGGUAAAUGAGUUCAAUAAUGCAGGAGUCACUGUUUUACGGAAUUCUGAAGAAAGGUUGUGUUUUCCACCAGUUCACAAAGACAUUGUUAGUAGGAUUGUUGACUCAGUUUAUUAUGAUGUUUUACAGCAAUAUGAAUUGAAAGUGACCUGUGGUGGUAAUCUGGCAUGUGACAGUAUUUCAACAGCAGAACAAAUAACUAACAGCAUAUUAUUAGAGAUUUUAGACUACCAACUCCCAUCUUGCUUCAGGGGGAAGCUCUCACAUACUUCAUAUUACCCUCUCAGAGCUGAAGUUAUAUUACAGAAACUUCAAAAUAACCUGAGAGAAUUUACUUCCCAAUACAGGUCUUCAACAGGCUAUAGCACCAUGUUACCACACUCAUUUGUAGAAGAUAUCAUCAGAAGACUUCUAUCUCAGCUCAUUCCUCCACCCAGUAAGGCUUCCUCUUUGGGAAAAAAAUAUUUAAUGAGUUCAGAUUUUAAUGAAAUGUCUACCUGCAUAAUAAAUAAGGUUAUAUCUGCCAUUUCAAAACAUAAAAUUUGGUUCACUAUAUAUGAUAAUCAAUUUCUAUGUACUGGAAAAAACCUCCAGAAGAUGGUGGAUUCUGUUUAUAGUAAUAUUGUGCAAACAUCUGACUCUCUUGUUUCAGUACAGAGAAGUAUAAUCAGUCGAAGCCCAAUUAUGGUUGACCGAAUUGCCAGCUUUAUUAUCCAGGAGAUUAUUGAAAAUCAUCUUCAGCCUUUUUUGUGUGGAGAAGGUUUGCCUCGUCCAAAGACUCCAUCCGAUGCAAUAUCAAAUAUGGUUAAACAGGUUCUCAGUGAAGUCAUAGAGUCACACAGACCCCAGACACCCUCACCCUUGCGUAUUUACCCUGAGACUUUUGUAAGGGAAAUUGUUGCCAGACUUUUAUCAAAGAUUUUCAGUCCAAAGUUCAACACUGAAAUUGAGUUGGGAAACAUGACCCAAAAAAUAGUAAAUUCAAUAAAUAACCAUUUUGACAAAACUGAAGUUCACCUUUUGUAUGAUGACAAAGGAAAGUCUUACCCUUCUGUGCAUACAGAUGUUGUGGAUGAACUCGUCACUUCCGUUUAUAGAAAUGUUUUAAAACAGCACGGACUAGACCCCGGGGUUGAUAAAAAGCCUGAAGUCAGUGAUGUUUUUGUGGAAAAAAUUACGAACCUAGUUGUAGCAGCUAUUUCAGAUUACCUUCUUCAUCCACUGUUCUCUGGGGACCUGUCAUCUUCUUCAUACUCUAUUUCAACAGCGGAGAAUAUCAUUCAAGACGUUCUUAGUAACAUCAGUAAAUCUACCAACCCAAGUCAGAGUUUAUCUCCGUAUAACACCUUGCUGCCAUACACGUUUUUAGAAGACAUGAUCAGAGUACUGUUAUUUAGAAUCUUUCCUUCCGCAUCCAGCAUUGUUCCAGACAGAGAAACUCCAAAAGAUAGAUCAGGAGUUAAUUUCAAUGAAAUUGCUUCAGAGAUAAUCAGUGAUAUUAGGAUGAAAGUUUCCCAACAUGAAAUUGGAUUUUCAAAAGAUGAAGAAGAAACCAAGUUUGUUUAUUCAGAAGAUGAUGUUCAGCAUCUCGUUGACUCAGUAUUCAAAAAUAUUUCACAAAGCUCUGAAUCUCAGGCAUCACUUGAGCAAAAUAUCACAAGUAGUGAUGAUGUUCUUAUCGAUAGACUAGCAGGUUUUAUCAUUAAACAUAUCUGUCAACAGCAUCUUCAGCCAUUUGUGGACAGAAAGUCAUUACCUUCAUCAUACACAUAUUUUGGCAAUGAGAGAAGGCAAUGGUCUUAUGCCAGUGUUUAUUCCUCAACUUUUUUGGAAGAUGUAGUUUCUGGGGUUUUAAGCAAAAUAUUCCACAGGGGGUUAGGCAUUGUACAAACAAAAUCAGUAAAAGAUUCAGAAAAUGAACUGUUUCAUAAAGUUGAAAAACUCACACAUUUGAUAACAGAGGAAUUCUCAAAGGCCCAAGUUAGCAUUUUAGAGAAUGCUGAGGAAAAAAUAUGUUUGCCUCCAGUGGAGAGAGAUACAGUCAAAAACAUUAUUGACAGGGUGUACAGCCAAGUUUUGCAAGAAUAUGAAAUGGAAAUAAUGCCUGAUAAAGAUUUUCUAAAUGACACAUUGGCUGCAAGGAUAACUAAAGUCAUCCUGGCUGAAACUUUUGAUUUCCAAAUUCAUCCAAAUCUUAUAGAAAAGCUUCCAUUUAGGUCACACUCCAAACUUAGUACUGAUGUUUUGAUAAAGAAAGUUCAGUGUGACAUUACUAAAUCCAGACUCCAAAGACAGGCUUCAACAAUAUAUACUACUAUGUUAUCACAUACUCAUUUGGAAAAAAUUGUCUCUCAGCUUAUAUCUCAGAUGAGUCCAUUGGCCUACAGUGCAGAACACCCAGAUAUUUCUCAAUCAGAAUUAAGUGAUACAGUCAUAAAGCUGAUAAAUGAAAUCAUGUCAAUAAUUUCAAAACAUGCAAUAUGUAUUAUUAAGCAUGGAAAUGAAAAGCAAAGUAUGAUUUCAGAAAAAGAUAUCCAGUCUAUGGUUGAUUCCAUUUAUGCUGAUCUUUCAUAUACAAAUAUAUACCAGUCUCUUACAAAAGAUAAAAAAGGUAUAAGUAAUAUGCCUGUUUCAAAAAUAGCAAGUUUUAUAAUAAAAGAAAUCUUUAACCAUCAUCUUCAGUCAUUUUUAUCUAGAGAUAAAUCUCUGCUUUCAGCUGCAGUUGAUCAGAAAUGUAAACAGAAAGCAGCAGAUCCUAAACAAAAAGAAUUGUCUUGCAUCGUGAACUCAGCUGUCUUUUUGGAGGAAGUAAUUUCUGAACUUUUAUGUAAACUCCUUUAUGCAUUCUCACAUAAUGUCUUGGCUGCUGAAAACCCAGAAGCUGUAAAAGCCAAAAUUACUGGCAUUGUUACAACAUUAGUAAAAUCAAUUGUUCUGGAGUUCAGCACAUCAGAGAUUUUAGUUGCAGAUAACUAUGAUGGUGAUAUUUUUUUUUCAGAAGGCUAUAAAGAAAUGGUUCAUAAAACAGUCAACCUAAUUUAUGAAAAAAUACUAGAUGAAUAUAAGUCUCUGAUUCAAAUAUAUAGGGCUAUACAAAGUGACACUGUUUGUUUUGGAAGAAAAAUAUAUAAUUUGCUGUUGGGAGAAAUUUAUGAUUAUCAGGUGCAGUCAUUAGUUUCAGGACAAUUAGUGUCUUCUUCAUAUUCUUCCCCUCAAGCUGAUAACAUCAUCAGAAAUGUGCUCAGUGUCAUCAUGAGGGACAGUCAUGCCUUGCCAUCAUGCAUUACUGUCCUGCCUCGUUCUCUUUUAGAAGAUAUUAUUUAUAAGCUUCUAGUGCAUAUCUUCCCUUCAACUUACAGUGAAAGUGAAAUGAAAGAGGAAGAGGUUUCACCAGAUUAUGAGUUUGUAGAUGCAGCAUCAAAACUGACUGAUGAGAUUAUCAGAGAAAUUUCUGAACAUGAGAUCUAUCUUGCCACAGCAGAAGAGAAUGCAGAAAGUAUGCAGUCAGAAGUGGUUGAGAAUUUGGUUGACUCUAUAUGCAGUAAUAUUUUGAAAAAAUCUGAAUUUCAAGCUGAAGUUGAGAAAGAUGCAGACAAAAAAGGGGGCUUAUUCCUCAGUAAAAUAGCUGGUUUCAUCAUGAAGGAAAUCAUGGAUCAUCACCUGCAGCCAUUUUUACAUGGUGAAGAAUCAUCUUUUAGUAACUUAACUAAUUAUGACCAUGUCUCUGUACUUAGUAAACCUGGUAAAGAAAAGAGACAGUCUUCUUUAUAUUCAGCUACAUUUUUGGAAGAUGUAAUUGUUGACCUUGUUCGCAAGUUUUAUUCUCUUCCAAGUACUGCUGAAGAUUCUAAGAGAACAGAAACACCAGAGCCAGACAUUGUGAGCUUGGCUAUAAAAUUUGCAAAGUCUCUGAUAGGAGAAUUUAGAAAAAGUGAAAUUAAAGUUCUACCAAAAGCUGAAGAAAUAUUUUCUUUUCCACCAAUUGAUAAAGAGACAGUUGACAAUAUAUCCAAUUUUGUGUAUGAUCAGUUCAUAGCAAAGUAUGGAUCUAAUGAUAUUCAGAAAGAUGAAAAAAAUAACAUUGUUAUAGAAAUGGUUGCUGCUUUAGCCCAGAAGGCAAUCUCUGUGUUCAAAAUUCAACCACUUUUUUCAGGAGACUGGUCUUCCACCUUCUUCUCAUUUCUAAAUCCAGAUAACAUUACCCAAAGGGUUCAACACCUUCCACAGAAAACCUCUACACCAAUAAAUAGAUGUUUAAAAGGGAACGAACUUACUUUACCAGAACACUCAUACAAACACACUUCUCUAACCUCAGACCAGAAAAAUGUGUUGGAUACUUUGGGAAUAGAUAAAGGUACAAUGAGUAAAAAUAAAAGUUUCAAAACUAAGGAGACAUCAAUGAAAAAAGGUGACAUCCAAGAUUCAGUAGUUACUUCUGUAACUAGAAUUAUGAAAAGCAAUAUGGAUAACCUGGUAUCAGGGUCAGCUGUGGGUGUGGCAAGUAAAAAGAAAGCGAAUGAAAAUAAAAUGGGAAUUUCAGUUCAAAAAUCUGAUGUAUCAGUAGUUACUUCUCUAACUACUAAUGUGAAAUGUAGAGAUAUUCUCAAAUCUGGCUCCUGUGUAACAUUUAAAAAUAAUGAAAUUGAGAAGAAGAGCAUAUCAGCUUCAAAAGAUAAGGAGAGACAAGGUAAAGAGGUACACACACAAUGUCUAGUAGCUACUAAUGAUACAGAAUGUGAAAAGAAAAUACCUGGAUCAUAUUUUGAAAUAAACCAUGAAAAGAAGAAUGAUAAAACAAGAGAAAAUCCAUUUAAAAAAGAAGACAAGCCCUUUCAGUUACCUCCUUUGACAUCCAAAGUGAGAAAUACAGGGAUCACAACAGAGAAAACUUUGAAAGUGACCCAAGAGGCAAACAAUGAGGAGAGAAAAGACACUCCAGUUCAAAUAAAUACAAAUGAGGGACAGUACUCAGAUUAUGAAAGUGUUCAAAAUGUCAUUGAAAAUAUUUAUGAAAAUAUCUUAGAAAUAUAUCAUUCUCAAGAAUCAGCAGAUUAUUCAAAACUCCAAAGUCCUCCAGGUCAUACAAAAUUGCCUGUAAUUCAAGAGGUUGGCAAGGAUGUUACACAGCCUGUUUCAAUUAUCAAAAAUCUCUCUGCCAAAGAGAAGGAAGAAACAGAGAGAGAGAGAACAAGAGAAAGAGAAAAAGAGAGGGACAAAGAGAAAGAAAGGGGGCAAAAAAGAGAAAGAGAUAAAGUGGAAGUUAAGAAGAUUAAAAAUGAGCCUAGUAAACUAGACAGUCCUCAGUACCCACCAAAAAGUAAACCUGGAAUUUUUCCUGCUAAAUUUUUAGAAGAUGUAAUCACUGAAAUGGUUAACAAAUUGAUCUUUUCUUCCUCAACAGAAACACAAACAUAUGAUACAUGUCAAAGCGUAAGUGAUGAUGAAAAUCAAGCUGAACUCUAUGACACAGCUAUGAGACUUAUUGAUUCACUGCUAAAGGAGUUUUCAGAUGCUCAAAUUAAGGUAUUUAGGCCUAAUAAAGAAAAUCAGUUUUUUCCACCUGUGUCAUCAAGUUCUAAAGAACCACCCAGGCAUAAAGAAUCAAGUAUAGGUGAAGCAUCAUCCAACAUUAAAAAAACAACUGUGGAUGAAAUGCCACAUAUGCAUAAAGUAACUGAAAAACCCUCUUCAAGUAAGAUACCUUUCCUAGAUAAAAUUUCUGCCAUUGAUGAAACAUUGGUCAGCAAAGUUGUUCAUUCCUCUGUAUGCAAUAUUUUGAAAGAAUAUACAUCUCAAGGCUCCAUUUGUAAGAAUAUAAAGAGUAAUACAGGGGAUUUAGCAAGAAGACUAACUAGUGCAGUGAUAAAUGAAAUUUUUCAACAUAAGCUUAAUUUGAUACUGUGUGAUGAAGUACCAGCCUCAUCAUGUUUGCCUCUGGAAACUAAGGAUGUUGUUAAAAAGAUCCAAAAGGUGGCUCAAAUGGCCAGCAAAGAAUGUCAAACAUCAUCGCCAUAUACCAUCAUGCUGCCUCAUGAAUUUUUAGAGAAUGUGAUUUCUGCUCUUUUAUCUAAAAUUUUCUCAACAGUAUCCAAUACCAAAGCAGAAGCAUCUGAGGGCAACUGGUCUGCAGAACUAGAUUUCCUUCAAAUGAAGUUAUUAAGUACAGUUACAGCAGAGAUCUCCAAAGACGAAGAUACGAUUAUUCAGUAUGUAGAAUCCUUACAUCCCAAUGAUGAUGAAAUUAUUCAGUUAGUGGUUCAGUCACUUUAUGAUAAUCUCUUGUCUCAGUUUGGAUCACAAGAGAUUAUACAAAAUUGUGUAGCCAGUGGAUGUAGAAUUCUUUCAGAAACUGUAGUUGACUUAAUUCUACGAGAAGUGGCUGGCAAUCAGCUGCAGAACUACUUUUCUGGAGAGCUCACCCCGUAUCAGUGUGCAGAAGUUGACAGUGUUGUUGAAAAUAUUCUUAAGGAUGUUAUCGAAACUGCUGAUGCUCCCCAGCCUCAACCAUCACAUGCUCAUAUACUGCCUUACAACAUAAUAGAAGAAAUUGCUGUAAAAUUUUUAUCAAAGCUUUUAACUAUGUUUCCAAAAGUGGAUAAGGAAAAACCCAAAUCUCUAGAAACUGAAAUGCAAAAAAUAACCUCAAAAAUAUUAAAUUCAAUGCAAGAAUUCAUCUCGAAAAGUAAGAUUAAAGUUUUACCACCAGCGAAGGACUUGCCUGCUGUACCUUUAGCUGACAACAAAACUAUUGAAACAGUAGUUAAUUCUGUUUAUACCAGUGUUUUAAAACACUCUGGCUCACACAUGUCUAUAUUUAAAGAUUUAAUGGGUAAGAGUAAUGUCCUCUCUGAUAUAAUAGGUUUCUUAAUGGUGAAAGAAAUUUCCAAUUCUGAAUUUCAACCUCAAGUGGAGGAAAAAUUGUCAAAUUCAGAAUUAGUUCUGGAAGCUGUAAAAAUUAUGGAAAAAGUGGUCAAAAUUGUUGAUGAAUUUAGGUCCCAGGAAAAAGCUUCAUCCAAGAAAGGUUCUUUGUUAGAUGCCACGUUUUUAGAGGAAGCAUUGGCUUUGUUCUUGGCUAAAAUAGUAAGGUUGCCAAGUGCCUCAAGCAAAGAUGCGAAAAACUUAUCAAAGCCUGAAUUAAAUAAAAUUGCAUCUCAACUGACAAAAUCUGUGACAGCUGAAAUUUCCAAAAGUAAUAUUAGUCUUAUUGCCGCUGAUCCUGAAGAACGCUUUUUAAAUACAAAAAGUAUAGAAAUGAUUUCUCAGGUUAUUGAUUCGAUUUACAGUAAUAUACUACAACAAUCUGGAACCCAUCAAGAACUUUAUUAUGAUAUAAAAAAUGCAAACAGAGUUUUCCCUAAAAAAGUGGCUAGUUUAAUUAUUAAUGGAGUUUCAAAUUUUCCCUUAGAUGUAUGUAGUCCACAGAAUUCAAGUGUUAGUAUCUAUGAAGAUCUAGACAUUGAUAGAAUUGUUCAAAAGGCACAAGAGCAUGCUGUUGAAAUGAUCCCUCACAUAGAUAAAGGAAAGUCAGAUAAAAAUUCAGUUGUAGAGGACUCUCCAAUUAAAAUAGUUCCAUAUGUUGGGGAUAAACCAAUCAAAAUAGAUCCAAACAUUAUCUCAGAACACUUAGCAGUAAUUUCUGUAAAGACUCAACCUCUUGAGAAACUUAAGAUGGAAUGUUUAAAAAAAACUGGACACAGCAUAGCAGAACUAAGAAGAGCAUCAAUAAGUGGAAGAAGUUACUACUCGUCGGAAAUGUCUGCUGUAGGAGAGUUAAAGAGAGAAAGACGUACCUCACUGAGUAAGACAGGACGACUAGAUAUAAAACCCUUUGAGGUUGUUUGCAGAAAUUCAUUUCAGAAUAUAAGAAAGCCUGAUAUCACCAAGGUGGAGCUUUUAAAAGAUGUUCGGAACAAAAAAGAACUUAUCAUUCGGUUAGUAGCUCAUGAUAUUGAUCAAGAAAUUUCAGGAAGUAGCAUAGAAGAGGGACUAACGUCUGACGAAGAUGAAGUUGUUUUAAAAGAGAUUGUACAAGAAGAAUACUUAGAACAAUUUGAGGAUCAAAUGAAAGAAGCCAGGAAGCCAGUAGAAAGCAAAGGUGUUUCUCCCAAACCAACACGAAGCACAAGCAGCCUGAAAAAAUUUUUUUCACUAAGCAAAUGUUGUCAGCCCACAUCCAGUGCAAAUGCUGAAAAUACUGAAGCAACUUCAAAUCAUGUAAUAGAACCUAAGGAAGUACAAGUUAAAAGAGCUGUUGCUAAGCUGGACAUGACCACCUGUUCAAGAACGUUGACUGAAGCAGAUUCUUCUUGGGAGGAAAGACCACAGAGGAAGAAAGAAGAAAAAAAAACCAUUACUGAGCCAACACAUUACUUCAUACACAGAAUUAUGAGUUCAUCUUCAUACAACCAAGAAGAUCUGAUUUCAUAUGCCGGGGAGACUGAAGAUUGUACCCCAGAUACAAAUACUCAAAUUCUGGAAGAACGUUCUCAGGAACAAAGGCCAGAGUAUUCAAACAGCGUUAAGUUUAUCAGCUUAUUUGAAGGAAACAAGAAUAUUCUUGGCAAUGCGAAUCCCUCAAAAGAAGUCAUUUCAGAAACUCCCAAGCCCAAUAUCUCCAAACAAGGAUCCAAAAUGCUGGCAAAGGUAUCUUCAGCUCUGUCAAAGGUGUUUUCUCGAACCAACACCAAUAUUUCCAAAUCUCCCUCACCACCUCACCAGGACGGACCCUGAAGCUUCCAUACCUGAUACAACUAUGCUUACUUCCCUUAGAAAAUAAAAUAUUUUUAAAGCAUAA